CCCCCUUCACUCUCAAAGGUCAAAACCAUAAACCCUAGCUCGAAGAAGGGCACAAAUGUGAAAAACGAAAACAUCAGGAGUUUACCGUAAGUCUCACUCUACUCUGUUGUAGUUGCAAUUAUGUUUUCACUGUGUUUUAGUUUCUCGUGAUUUGGUCUCCGCUUGGCUGCCGAGAAAAUCAGGAGGGAAGAAAAGGGAAAAUUUUGGUUCCUGGAUUCAGAAUAGAUGAGAUAAGUUGGAGAUCUAAUAUAGGAAGUUAGAUGAUGAAAUGUUGAGGGUCAAUAUGGAGAUGAAUUUGGAGGAAAUGAAAGAUGAAGAAGCUAUGGAAUGUGAAGUUGAUUGUGAGAAAGAGGUUGAAGAUUGUGGAAAUAGGUGCUGUGAAAUGGGAGAGAAGAGUAAGACUAAAGACAGGGCAAUGAUGUUGGAGUUGGAGAUUGAGAAGAAGAAGAGUGAGUAUGAGUUGCUUCAGACUAAAUUUAGGGCACUAGAGGCUGAAAAGGCUGCCAUCGAGGACGAGCUUAGGGCUUUGAAGAGAAGGAAUGAAGUUAAAGAGCAUAGUACUAAUACUGAAGACAGGAACAAGGUCGAUUGUGGAAGAGAACAGGGGAUUGAAGGAAUUAUUGAUUUGACACAAGAGAAUGAUGAGGAAGAAAAGAUUGUUGAGGUUAUGAUUGAGAAUAAUGUUUUGGAACUUGAGAAGACUAGAGCUGAAAGUGAGGUAGAGGCUUGGAAGAAGAAAUAUGAAGCAUUGGAGUCAUGGGCAUUGCAUCUGGAAAAGAGUUUGGCCUUAAGGAACAGGCAACAUCCACUGAGCGGAAAGGCAAAAUUGGAGUUGGGCUUGUUAAAUGUGGAUUCUGAUGAAGGAAUUGUGACAAAGGAAGUUAAUGACACAGUUAAGGCUAAGGAUGGGUCUGAUGUUGGAGGCGGCUUGGACCAUCUGCAAACCAAAGUGCAAAUGGUGCAUCAUGAUAAACCCUAUUCAGCUGCAAUACACUCUUCUUGCAAAUCCCCUGGUACACCUUCUAUUGAUACCCAGUACAAAUAUUUGACACACCCUAAGGGAGAAAAGAAAGCCAUUCAUUUAGAUGAUGAAGUGGAAUAUAGUCGUCGAGUUAGGAAACAAUUGUCUUUUGAAGAGGAGUGCUCCAACAAAAAGAUGGCUCCAUCCACACCUGCUGGUGCAGGACCUGCUUCUGUUGGAGUCAUUCAUAUCAGUGACAAUGAUGAUGAACCAGAUAUUACAACUAUCAAGAUGCCUACUCCUGAGAUCCAGGGAAUUAAUACUGUUUGUGUUUCAGCUGAUCAUGCAUCAGGAAUAACUGUGGAUGAUGGAAAAGAAAUGACAUCUGAGAACAGUUUGACGAAAACAAUCUCAUACCAGAGUGAUGGGGAAGAUUUAAGUGGCUGCAAGGGGAAUGUCCCAUUUGUUUCAACUCCCAAAAGAAAAAAGCGUCCUAAUAUAGUUACUAGUGAUAGUGAGAGUGAUGGUGGUGAUGAUGAUGAUGAUGAUAAAGUUCCAACUCGUAAAUUCAAGAGGUUGCAUCUAGGAGAGUUAAUUUGUGAUCCCACUAGUUCUCAUUUGAAUAGCUGCUCAACGAGUGCCACUGUUUCUGGGGUUGACUGUGUCAGGGGAGCUUUAACCCCUCCAAAACGGCGUCUAAUGACUUUGAGAGAAUGUGAGAAAAAAGGCAGGGCAGAAACAAAUUUGGCAAGUAAUUUGAAUGCUAGAGAAACAGAAAAUCAGUCAGAAAUCCUUACCAAUGAGGAUGUUGAAGCUAGCGAAACGGAAGAGGUAGGGUCAGAUAGUGAGGGUGAAAGCUUGGGUGGAUUUAUUAUUAAUGACUCUGAAGUUUCUGGAGGUGAUGGUGCUUCUAGUGAAUCAGAAGAAGAAUCAAAUGGUAAUGUGGACUUUGUUGACAUUAUAUCUAGAAUCCGAAGGAACAGUGAUAAAAAGUCAAAGUGGGAGUUUGAGGCGGACAUGCUUGCUGCCUUUGGUAAGGAUCCUGAAUUGUGCAUGAAGGCUGUAUGUGCUCUCUAUCGGCAGCAAACCUCAGAGGAGAAAACAGUUAAGGAAACAUUAUACUCCAACCAGAGAGGGUUUAGUCAAUGUGAUGCGCUAAGGGGCACUACCUUGGCAGAAUUUCUCACUGAUGGAGACCCACAAGGUGAUCUAAAGAAAUCGGUCAAGGAUCUGCAACAAUAUCAUCCGAAGGCACUUGAAUUGUGCAGAACACUGGCAACCCACUACUCCAAGCAAUUGUUUGCUAUCUACCAGAACAAAGAGGAUCCUUUCUUUCUCUCUUCCUGAUGGGGCCUGCCAUAGGAGCCAAUUCAAUGAUGCCACAAGCUAUAAAUCUCUGCCAGAGCCCAGAGGCAACUCCCCAAGGAAGGUAUUUUGUUGUUUCUCCAUUUUCCGUUCUACUUUUGCACGAGUGUUGUAUAUAAUCUGAAAUCCAAUGUUUAUAUUCUCUGCGUGGUUUGUACAGCUUACUAUGUAAGUGUUAUGGUGGUAGACUUUGUCCAAAUGUAUAAAGGAUUUGGGACUUCACAGUUGUAUUUUGUCACUCACUUGAGAAAUCUAUUAAGUUAUAUGUUGAUAAGAGCUUUUGAUUUAA
Vitis riparia (riverbank grape) is the source of this 2615-nucleotide messenger RNA. RefSeq lists its product as uncharacterized. The record is from RefSeq and is a predicted model, not a curated record. The transcript is spliced from 4 exons. The coding region runs from base 269 to 2308 and encodes 679 amino acids. Lineage: Eukaryota; Viridiplantae; Streptophyta; Magnoliopsida; Vitales; Vitaceae.